Messenger RNA from Lytechinus pictus (painted urchin), 2899 nucleotides. Its product is annotated as protein SpAN-like. Lineage: Eukaryota; Metazoa; Echinodermata; Echinoidea; Temnopleuroida; Toxopneustidae. The record is from RefSeq and is a predicted model, not a curated record. Gene Ontology annotation, biological process: proteolysis. Gene Ontology annotation, molecular function: metalloendopeptidase activity; zinc ion binding. The transcript has 5 exons. The coding region runs from base 1 to 1092 and encodes 363 amino acids.
AUGGAUCUAACUUCGUUGAUCAUUGGAAUAGCAUGGGUAUUUUUCCAGCAGUGCAUCGCUCGACCCGCCCCGAUACCACGCCGCAUCAUGGACCCAAAGCAAGUGGGCGUGGUCAGAUCGGGGAAUACCCAAGUCAACGCGGGGAACGAAACCAAAGGCAUGGAUGAAGACCAUCUCAAGUACCUCAUCACGCACUUUGAAACCUUUACAGAUGAACAGGGUGUGAAUGGUUCAACUGCGUCCAAACCGUCAACAAGCCAUCUCCUCUCACGAGCUAAAAGGAAAGCUGUCGAACCCCAUCAUUUCUGGCCGUAUGGGAUCAUACCGUACGAGAUGACAAAUACGUAUGAUGAAAAAGAAAAGAGUGAGAUUUACGAAGGAAUGAAAUCUUGGGAGAAAGUAACAUGCGUCCGUUUCGUGCCAUACACGCCCCUUCUCGUUAAACAGCUGGGCCAUUCAGACAGACUUUAUUUAGAGAAACGGGAAGUGUGUACAUCUUUUCUGGGACGACGGGUUAAAGGGCGCCAUCUGAUGUCGGCUUGCCCACACUGGACGUACACGAUGGUCCACGAACUCGGGCAUGCAGUUGGUAUGCGACAUCAACAUCAAACACCGGAUCGUGAUCAGUACAUCGAUAUACAUUGGGAGAACAUCGACGAGAAGGUGAACCUUGAACAGUCGUUCGGCAUCGUAAGAAACCCGUCACUGUACGACCAGUCGUUGCUCAAAGCCACCCCCUACGAUAUCAACUCCAUCAUGCAUUAUCCGUUCAAUGCGUUUUCAAAGCACUACACACUACCAACAAUCACUGUCAAAGGAAAACCUAAUCGCAUUAUCGAGUGGAGGACGGAGCCAAGCUUCUACGACCUCAAGCUCGUCAAUCUGAUGUACAAAUGCGGCAACCAUUGCAGCUUCAAAUUGAACUGUCAAAAUGGCGGCUACCAGAGUCCCACCGACUGCCGGGUCUGUCUAUGCCCUCCGCUGACCUGGGGAAAGACGUGUGAGAGUGUGUCGGACCAGCCUUACGAUUCGGGGAAGUCGGAAAAACCGUGGUAUACGAAAACAAUAUUUGAGCAUAACUGGUGGAGAUAAAAUUAUGAUUAAUAUUUAUUAUGUUAGAUGGAAAACAAGGGUGCUAGAAUCAAUAUACACCAUUCAUGUAUAGUAAGUUUUUUUUUUAUAAGUAUACAAUGUGACCUGGCACCACAUAACCAACAGUAAGUAGCCAAAAAAUGAUUUGUAAAUUAUUUUUGAUUAGGUUUGAAGACAAACAAAACACAAAUCCUAAGCUUUAAAAUGAUAUCUUGUCAAAAUGGAUCAACAAUAUCCCCAAAAGUACUUGAUUGAAUGCAGAAGAAGCGAGAGCUUCAAAAUUUAAAGAGAGAACAGUGUUUGAAGUUUGAAAAUCACUCAAGCAUGAUAUAGCACACUGUCAUUAUGCAAUCCCAAUGAACAGAUGAAACUUCAAGCAGUCUGCAAAAAUUUGGCUCAAAGAAACUCUGGUAUCUUGUUUUUCUAUUUUACUUUACAACUUGAUAUUUUGACAGUAUGAAGAAGAGGAAUGAUUCUUUCAAAUAAGCUAAGUUUUUUUGUGUUUUGCUUUGUGAAGACCAAAUUACUAUUUUGGUUAUUUACCAUGUUUACAGAGAACCUUCCCUGGCGACUUAUUAUUUGUUUUUUGGUGGGUGGCCAACCAUGGACCUACUACAAUAAUGGUCACUAAUGAACAUCCAUCACAUAACAGGGGGGGGGGGGCGAAAUGAUCAUGUUUACCACGUUAAAUAUCAUUUAAUUACUGUGUAUAGGAAUAAAAUAAGAGAGCAAACUAAUUUAGUUUGUUGCAGGGGCCGCGGGACCAGGGGGACUGGGUGCUUCCGCGCCCCACUUUUUUUUUCAACAAACGUACAAAAACGUAAGUCCAUUUUGCAUGGUCAGUCCACACUGAGUGAUGGUCACUUUAUGUGUUUCAUGAUGAAUCAUGUUUUUUAUCAUGUGUUAAGAAAUGGAAAUAUUCUAUUUUUAUAUCUAAUUGUCUAAUUCAAGUCAAUAUGGUGAACCCGACCUCUUCGUAUUCUCUUCAAGGGCUUCGGGACAGGGGGAGGAGGGGCUUCAGCAACCACGUUUUCAAUAAACGUGUAAAAAAACCACGUAAGAAUAGGGAUACUUUUUUUCUGGCAUGGUCAACCCCCUCUCUCUCCCACACACACACACACCCUCACACUCUUUCCACUCGGCCAUCUACUUUCAAAUAGUUAGUAUAAAAACCUUGUUCUUUACAGGUCGAAUUGAAACAAAAAUGGUAAUGUUGAUCACACUGCUUGUUCGUAUUUUCAUUCAUCAUGUUCAUAGGAGAGUUUGUUAAAAUAGAAGCAUUUGUUGAUAUAGUAGUAUAGUCCAUAGGUUAUAGACUGACUGAUUCAUUAUUUUGAUUUGACCCUGCUUUUGAUUAUUUAAACAAUUUUAAUUCCCAAAGGCUUUGAACAGGGACAACCUGAUUCCAAUGCCUGUUGUCACAGAAUGCAUGCUGAUGAUACGCAAAUAAGUACUGUAAGUAAACGUGUGUGUUCAUAAUUAAUAAAUUUAUUUUAUUUUUGACCAGUACAAGUAAGAAGUGUCAGAAUGUGACGCUAUAUACAUUCCUGUGUUUUGAUUGGUUGUAAAAAUCAUGUAUUUCAAAGGAAAAUAAGAAAUGCAUAAUCUUGUAUUAGGAAUAUUGAAUUCGGCUGUGUAAAAAGAAUUCAAUAGAUAUUUGUUUACAUAGGACGAUGAUAAUCAUUCCAGUUAUCAAAUAUUAUCACAGUGUUGGUAAAGGAAUAAUUAUGCAACGAAUUACGAAGUAUAUUUAUUACGGUAUGCGAAUACACAGGAAUAACAAAUAAAUGCUAAUGUUCAAAGGCAA